AUGGGUCGGCACCCGUGCUUAGACGACAAGUACAUCCCUCCGGGGCUCGAGCACAUCCUCCUGCAAGCACAGCAUCCGGACCGGACAUGGAACGCCGAAGCUCUCCAAGUAGCCGGCUCGAUUCUGCAAGAAGCCGUCGAAAGUGACCCGACCCAGGCUGCCUUGGAGCACGAAUGGGAAGCUCAUCUCUCACCCGUACCUCACCGUGUCGAUCGAGUGUUCAAGGCCAAAGUGCUCAGCGCGUUCUUGCGCAGGAAACGGGCCGAUGCUGUAAAGCUGCUGGAGCAGCGGAGGAGUGACAUCUCGGGAGCAACAAAGCGCGCAGUCCGUGGAUCUGAGAGCAGCCAAACGUCAUGUGUCACCAAAAGUCAAAAGCGCCGUGCACAGAAGAGACUGAGGCGGAAGUCGACGACGGGGCCGCCUAUCCAUUUCCCUCUGCCAUCACCCAGCGCCACUGUCUCCGAGCUCUCGUCGCCUCCCUCCACAUGCUAUGCUGCAUCUCCUCGUCCGACACACGAGGGGAUCAGCCCUGCAGACCCGGGCCUGAUCUCGGCAGACGGGGCAGUUGCAGUAGCUCCCGCCCCCACAAAGCGCAACGUCGGUCGGUCUCGAGGUCUAAAGCGAGACCGAACGCAGACAGCUCCAUGUUCGACGGACUCCGGGUCGAAGGCCCGACAAAGAGCUGUAUCAGCGCCGCCGUCGAGGCGUAUACCAGACCACUCGUCCUCGGGACGGUCCUUCAGCCCUCAGCGCAACCAUCGUCUUCCGGCAACCGUUGGAACAGCAACUCGACAGGCGGUCCACGACGAUGAGGGGCACUCGAUGUCGCAGAACAAGAAGCUUCGUAGGCGGAGGAAGCCGAAGCGCUUGAACAGUCAGCAAGGCUCGAUCGACUCUACAGCAGCCGCCAAAACAUCCCCUGAGACCGGUGUCGAGGUGGCUACCCCUCAGCCAGUGCUUUGGGAUGGGGAGGAAGACACCUUAAGGUAUGACAACAAGGGGCGACCUUUGCGCUUGAAAAGGCCGCCAAAGAGACUGCUGGAGGAGAUGGAAGGGGGCGCCGACAGUGCGACAGGCGCGAAGAAGACCAAGCAAGAGGCUCGCUUGCCGGCGCCGACUUCGACAGACACACCUUCCAACUUCGAUGAUGAUGCCUCCACACCGAAGCUUCACGGGUCACAACGCCAGAAGAAGAGAGCAAAUCUGGUACGCAAGUUGUCCGCCCCGAACGAGCACGGCAUUGUUGUCGAAGAAGCGGAGAACGCUGGAUCUGCUCCCCUUAGCCUCUCAAAGCGGCGCCGUGCCCCGAGGAAGACCUGUAACGACAAGAAAAUAUCGAAGCACGUCCUGGAGCUUCUGGGCAUUCCAGUUGCAAACUUACCGAGCUCGACGAAAGCCGGCGGGAAGAGUAGCGAUAAGCCUACUCCCAUCACCAAACGAAAGAAGAUCGAAACAUACCCAGAGCCACCAUCGGCGACGACUGCGGAGCAGUGUGCAACGGCGUGUCCGUUUACGCCCACGGAAGUUGCUGAAGCAACAUCCAAGACCGAUGAUCUGCUACCGGUCAGGGUGUCUGGCAUUCGAUCAAGUGUGUUUACUUCGGUCAUGCGGAUCGUCUCUGGUGUUUGCCCGCUCCAACCCUCACCGAGGUUGGACCGGCUCUGCCGGCCCUCUGUGGCACCGCCCGUAUGGGCACAGACAGGAGCUGUGCGAGACGCUGCCGUACUACCGCGCCUUCCAAUCGGGGAUGUACAUGUACAGGGGCGUCGCUUACGGAUACCUGCUCGACGGAUAUCCGACACCGCGAGACAUUUGGGCGGACGACGGAAGGGUCAUCGUUUCACAUGGGCAGCUCGAACGUUCGAUGGGCGGGGCCGGGAAUACGUGACUUUAUCAGCGGAUCACACGCCACGGGACGCUCGAAUAGCCACACUGUUAAUGGCGGCUCAGAGAAGGUAUCCUCUGAUUCUCAUCGCUGGCGACGGCUACGCACUCCUGCCCUGGGAUCUAGGCUGCACGUAUGCAGUACUUGGAUGCAGGUACUGGGUCUCGGCGGCUUGGUACGAACCCGAAGCAUGUGCCCCAGGAGUCAAGGCACCCCCUGGACGCGACUACUUCCGUCGACUCAAGGUGCGGUUCGACUGGGUGCAAGCGCAAGGCACACCGUGGUGGUUGGAGAGGAGUGGAACGAGCUGGAAUCCGCCAAGCGACAGGCAGCAACCUAAGACGCAGCCAAGCCCGGACUGCACAAGAUUUCAAGACAGCAUUACGCCAGUGGAGGCUUCGAUCGAUCGGUCCGCCCGAGUCCAGGCUGUCGAUGCACUUGCGACGACGGUGGUGAAGGGACCUGGUGGUAGAGACAUCAUCGAUCUGCCCACCCCUCCCUUGACUCCCGAAGUUAACAUUAGCGAAGGCGAGCUGCAGGAGGCACUGUGGCACGGCACAUUCACUUCCGAGGAUAGUGAGCGAGAGCGUGUUCUUGCUGGGAAAUAUGCGAGCCCCUGUUUGCUGCGCGAGUCUGAGCCUGGGUCCGGAUCUCUCAUGGAUAGUUUCGCUCGGAAGCCAGGGUCGCUUACUCCACCUCCUCAUCUGUACGACGAGGGAUGGACAUGUCUCAACAUCGACUGCGAUCGGUACUGGCUGCUCGAAACGCCAACCGGGUUGUGGCCGAUCCCGCCUGGAAUGGCGUUACGUUAUCGCCCAACCUUCCUGAAGAAUGUACCCACACCCAACGAGGCGCAAACGGUGCCCUACAGUGUGGCACCGGAGCCUCCUCUGACCAGAGCGCAAGAAGCCGGGACUAGAAGUCUGUGGCGGGGUUGGGUGUGCGAGUGUGGACGUGCCAACUGCCGAUACCGAUGGGAGGUCUGCGAGUGUAGAUCGUGUGGCAGGCAGACUGGGAGGCUUGGCGAAGCCGACAUGCUCUUAGCUUCAGAGGUCUGUCGCCCUCGCGACGAUGUGGUCGGGGAGCAGGACGAGUCUGCGCUUCAUAUGGAACUGCGACGCGUAGCCGGUGCCACUGUUGCGUCCUACGAGCUGCCCAACGCGGGGAAGGUGCACCACGUCUUGCACGACGCCAACGCCGUGGACCAAAUCUGGGAAGGCUACCAGCGAUCAGCGAUCGAGACGACCGAGCCACUGUUCCAGCGUCGCGCUCUCAAGUCAAAGGCACUCAAGGGUGACCUGCUGUCUCAGCAGUACGCGAUCAACUCGGGUGCCAGUUACAAGUACAUUGUGGAGACGCUGAGCUACUCGUUCGAGGAGAGCCCUCGGUGUGUGACGGAGGCAUUAGUGUUCAUCAAGCAGAGCGUGACUCGCGUACUGGGCACACAGGUGGACUUCAACGAGAUCCUGUCGGUGACGUACCGGGAGGGCCAGAAGAUGGCCUGGCACGACGAUGGCGAGCCAGGUCUGGGACCGGUGGUCGCCGCCCUAUCACUCGGGGCAUCGGCGACAAUGUCGUUCCGCCCGAAGACCCGGACGUCGAGCAAGAGCCAGAACCACAUGAAGGCAGUCAAGCAGGAGCGCACAAAGGACGGUCCAGGGGGUGGGAGUGUCCUGAACCUGACAUUGAGCCACGGGGACGUGGUGAUCAUGGAAGGGCGCCAGAUCCAGCACAUGUACCACCACCGCGUGAUCCCGACAGGUCUGCGCGCAGCAGCGACGGCACGCGUGAUCAGAGAAGAGUAA
This is a messenger RNA of Trichosporon asahii var. asahii CBS 2479, 3690 nucleotides long. RefSeq lists its product as uncharacterized. NCBI's taxonomy places the organism in Eukaryota, Fungi, Basidiomycota, Tremellomycetes, Trichosporonales, Trichosporonaceae. The record is from RefSeq and is a predicted model, not a curated record. The transcript has 12 exons. Bases 1 to 3690 code for a protein of 1229 amino acids. Gene Ontology annotation, biological process: DNA repair.